Molecule: messenger RNA, 1574 nt
Organism: Fopius arisanus
Lineage: Eukaryota; Metazoa; Arthropoda; Insecta; Hymenoptera; Braconidae
Gene: Iru
Product: E3 ubiquitin-protein ligase Iruka
Exons: 7
Coding region: 85-978 (297 amino acids)
Biological process (GO): protein ubiquitination
Cellular component (GO): cytoplasm
Molecular function (GO): ubiquitin protein ligase activity
Source: RefSeq, a predicted model, not a curated record
ACCGGGUGGAUUGUAUUAGUGCAACGUUUGGUUCACAGAUCCAGUCAUCAAUUUACAGCAAGAAGUUGAAGAUAAACGCAAAACAUGGCUGAAGCCGUUGUGGACGGGUCUCCAAUGUCCCGUUUUUUUUGUCACAAGUGUAGUAUUGAGAUUCAGCGUUUAUUACCAGAUUACACAUGUCCACAUUGUGCCAGUGGAUUCAUAGAAAAGCUAGAGAACGAGGAAGAUGAUCAGGAUAUGAAUAUGGAAAUUAGUGCUGAAGAUUUCAAUGAUAUUGAUUUCGACCAACAAAUGUAUAUGGAGCUUAGCGACAUCCCGGAGCUCACGAUUUCAGGAUCAGAGGGCGAUACGGGAGUAUCCAGGAGUAGAAGACGAAGUGAUUUGCAGAACAGAUUAUCGAAUGCCCGACAGAGACGACGAAUGUUUUCUUAUGAAAAUCUUUUUCAUGAGUUCUUCAUUAAUCUUAGUGGACUAGGACGACCCGUCACUACGGGUCAGCCACCUGUGUUUUUCUUGGGUAAUCCUGGUGACUAUGUGUGGGGUAGAGAUGGACUGGAUUCUAUAGUGACACAACUACUGAAUCAAAUGGACGGAAGUGGUCCACCACCAUUACCACGUCAGCAAAUUGACGAGAUUCCAAAUACCAUAAUUAACCAAUCACAAAUUGACUGUAAACUCCAAUGUUCCAUCUGCUGGGAGGACUUCAUCCUGGCAGAAUCCGUGAGGCAAUUACCUUGCAAACACUUGUAUCAUACACCAUGCAUUGUACCAUGGCUUGAGCUCCACGGCACAUGUCCAAUAUGUCGACAGAGUUUGGGAGAGCAAAGCUCUGCCGAGGCAAAUCAAGACGAAGUCGGCCCAAGUCUAGCAGCCCUCUUCAGAGCAGUUCAGAGCAGCAAUCAAUUCACCAGCAGAGCAUCAUCUACCUCCUCAUCAACAAGUAGCAACUACAGCAACGAUUCCUCCAAUGAACAUUAAAUAAAUAAAUCACGUAACGAAUUUAUUGUACAGAGUCGCUGUUCUCACUCAGAUUCAUACAUUUUUGUUUUUCUUUCAUUGCACUCUGAGAACAAAUUCACCUCAGCAAAUUUAGAAAUUGUUUAUGAAAAUGUCCAGAUGUCUUUAACGACGAAAGUGAAGGCAAUAAGCCCAUGUCAUCCCUUAAAACGUUUACUUUAUUGCCAUUUCUAUUUUUGUUCACAGUUAUUUCUAUGAAUAAUUGUUUGUUUAUUAAAAAAUUUUAAUUGCUGAUGGAAAUUAAAAUGGAUAAAGACGGAUAAAUAUUUGGGGAUUAGCAAGAAAUAAAAAUACAUCUGUCAAUGAAUCAUUAAAUUGUCAACUUUAGAAGACGUAAGAGCUGCAUUAUCAAUUCGUCAUUAUUUUAUGAAAUAAAUUAGUAAAAAGAAUCGAAUUUAUUUAAUCAGUUAAUUUUAUCCAUGGACAUAUUGCGUAUGGUCGAUUAGUUCAAAUGAAAUUAAGGAAAUUCAAUAAAAUCCUUCGAAAGACGAGGAUUCAGACAGAAAAUACCAAGAGACGUUUAACAUCUCUCUAGAAACCUAGUGCCCGAAUUGACU